AAGAACCUCGUUGCAGCCGGAAACCAAUAACAAAUGUGACGGACUGUUUCCGGAUGGCUGCUAGGAGGAGGACGCGGAGGAGCAGGCCCGGGUUCUUCCCAGUCCUCGACAUUUGCAUUUCUGCCUCCUCUCUCUCUCGCGUCCUCCCUCACGGAAUUCUUCCUGGUCGCGUGCCUGAGUCGUGGGACGCAUGAACAUGGACGAGCUUUGAUCUGUUCCUGCGAAUUUCGGAGGCCUCGCGGUUGCAAUGGCGGCCGAAGAGGACAAAAGCGGCGACUUCUACGCCGUGUUGGGGCUCAGGAAGGAGUGCUCCGAAACCGAGCUGAGGAAUGCGUACAAGAAGCUUGCCAUGAGGUGGCAUCCGGAUAAGUGCUUGGCUUCGGGAAAUGCUCGAAUCGUGGGGGAAGCCAAGGAGAAGUUUCAGGAGAUCCAGAAAGCCUACUCUGUUCUCUCAGACUCCAAUAAGAGAUUCCUGUACGAUGCGGGAGUCUACGACAACGAUGAUGACAAUGACGAAAACGGUAUGGGAGACUUUAUAGGGGAGAUGUUGGAGAUGAUGAGCCAAACGAAACCCAAUGAGAACAGCCAAGAUAGCUUCCAGGAGCUGCAGGAGCUGUUUGUGGAGAUGUUCCAGGACGACCUGGAUGCCGGAUUUGGUGGUUCCAUCUUCCACGAUUGCCCCUGGGCUCAACCGACCAAUGGCCAAGAUUGCUGGACUUCAUCGGGACUGCACUUUGCUAAUGGAAGGAGUAAGUGUGGCAACAAGCGAGGCAACUCAGCUGUGAACUUGGGAAAGGUCAAUCUUGAAGAGUUGGAACAUGGUACCAGCGACUUCUAUUUUGGGCUGAAUGAUGCAGCACAGCCAUCACAAGGGAAAGGAGGCAGUAAUAACAAGAGAAGGAAUGGAAGAAAGCAAAAGGUUUCAUCCAAUCAUGAUGUCUCAUCCUGAGAGAUCUCAGUUUAGAGCUUCUAGUUCACACCCCAUGUUUCCUUUUGUUCAGUUAUUUGUCAAAAUUUCCUAUUCUCAUGCUUUUAACUCCCGAAUUGCAAACCAUGACUCUUUGCCUGGGACCUUUCGGCCGCAGGGUAGUGACCUAGUUUCUCAAUUGUAUGCACUCUGAUUGGUAGCUGUUUGAAAUAGGAUAAAUUGGUGCUUGGUUCAA
Molecule: messenger RNA, 1163 nt
Organism: Musa acuminata AAA Group (dessert banana)
Lineage: Eukaryota; Viridiplantae; Streptophyta; Magnoliopsida; Zingiberales; Musaceae
Exons: 6
Coding region: 248-949 (233 amino acids)
Source: RefSeq, a predicted model, not a curated record